Messenger RNA from Cyprinodon variegatus (sheepshead minnow), 1305 nucleotides. It is a transcript of the gene dio1, whose product is annotated as deiodinase, iodothyronine, type I. Gene Ontology annotation, molecular function: thyroxine 5'-deiodinase activity. The transcript is spliced from 4 exons. Lineage: Eukaryota; Metazoa; Chordata; Actinopteri; Cyprinodontiformes; Cyprinodontidae. The record is from RefSeq and is a predicted model, not a curated record.
CAGCUGGGGAAAGCAGUCUGUCUCCACCAGAAGCGGACAAUGUUUCUCCAAAAGUGUUUGGUUUAUUUAACGGCGGUAUGCAUGUUCUGCUACAUUAUUACCGUGAGCGUCACGCUCAGUGUUUUAAAGGUCCUCACGCCAAACCUCGCAAAGAAACUGAUCCUGAAAAUGGGAGAAAAGGUGACCAUGACCCAAAACCCAAAGUUUAGCUACGAGGAUUGGGGCCUGACUUUUGGAUCUCUUACAUUUCUCAAAGUUGCUUGUCAGACUAUGUGGCUCUCAUUGAGACAAGAGGCUUUUGCAGGCGGAGAAGCUCCAGACUCACCUGUGAUCAGCAUGAACAGAGAGAGAACCAGCAUCUACCAAUACAUGAAAGAAAACAGACCACUGGUGCUGAGUUUUGGAAGCUGCAGCUGACCCCCGUUUAUGUUCAAGCUUGACGAGUUCAAGCAGCUCGUCAGGGACUUUGGGGACGUGGCAGAUUUUCUAGUGGUCUACAUCUCUGAGGCGCAUUCAACAGAUGGCUGGUCGUUUCGUAACAACGUUGACAUCAGUCAGCACCGGAGCCUCGAGGACAGGCUGUCUGCAGCGCAGAUCCUUGUUCAGAAUGACCCCCUGUGUCCUGUGGUGGUGGACGACAUGAGUGAUGUCUCAGCCAUCAAGUAUGCUGCUCUGCCUGAGAGGCUGUAUGUGCUGCAGGCUGGAAAAGUCCUCUAUAAGGGGGGAAUGGGGCCUUGGGGCUACAAUCCUCAGGAAGUGCGUUCAGUCCUGCAGAAAAUGAAAUAAUUCAAACAGCAUUACUCCACCAGUCAUUUUUUUUUUUUUUUUGGAUGGUAGCUUAUUGUAAUCUGCUCAUCUAAGCAUGUUUUACCUCUUUAUUGGACCUGGAUUAAAACAGCCAUUUUGUUCCUCAACACUUUGCCCCGUUGUCGCGCCUCAGGCUCUCUUGCUGCUCUUAAAUAAACAAGGUCUGAGAUGGAGCUCAGCUCUGUGUUUCUUAGUGACGGCUGCAGAUGAAACCGCUGGGAUCUGUGGUCAGAUGAGGUGAAACACAGAGAUUGACAGCUUGGAGUUUGUUUAGGGAGAUUGUUGGGAGCUGAUGCCGUCGACUGAUUGUCCAAAGUACUACAGCUGUUAAGUUUUUUUUUUUUUAUGGUCCUUUAUUUCUUCAGUCUGUUUAAAUAUACAAGCUUCUUCUGUAAAACUACUGUACAACGUAAAAAUAAAUCUUUUCCACGCAUCCAUUUUCUUUUGUUAAUCUUCAGUCUGUUUAAAUAUGCAAGCUUGUUCUGUAAAACUAUAAUG